AUGGCAACUGGUGACGAUAUCCCGACAUUUAAGCUUGUACUUGUUGGCGAUGGCGGUACUGGCAAGACGACGUUUGUUAAGAGGCAUCUUACGGGAGAAUUCGAGAAGAAAUACGUUGCAACACUGGGUGUGGAGGUCCAUCCAUUAAUAUUUCAUACGAACAGAGGUCAGAUUCGAUUCAAUGUUUGGGAUACAGCUGGGCAAGAAAAAUUCGGCGGAUUGCGAGAUGGUUAUUAUAUACAGGGUCAGUGUGCCAUUAUUAUGUUCGAUGUAACAGCUCGUGUUACUUACAAAAAUGUUCCAAACUGGCAUCGUGACUUAGUGCGCGUGUGUGAAAAUAUCCCGAUAGUUUUAUGUGGGAAUAAGUAUUAUGAUAUCUCGGCGAAGAGCAAUUAUAAUUUCGAGAAACCUUUCCUCUGGCUGGCUCGGAAAUUGUUAGGUGAUCCAAACCUAGAAUUUGUUGCAAUGCCUGCGCUUGCCCCACCUGAAGUGCAGAUGGAUCCAACAAUGGUUGCACAAUAUGAACAAGAAAUUGCUGCCGCCGCGAACGCUGAACUUCCAGACGACGAUGAAGAUCUCUAA
Molecule: messenger RNA, 582 nt
Organism: Acanthocheilonema viteae
Lineage: Eukaryota; Metazoa; Nematoda; Chromadorea; Rhabditida; Onchocercidae
Source: the annotation of a GenBank genome assembly